This is a messenger RNA of Linum trigynum, 3080 nucleotides long. Lineage: Eukaryota; Viridiplantae; Streptophyta; Magnoliopsida; Malpighiales; Linaceae. The record is from the annotation of a GenBank genome assembly.
UUAACUUUUGUAAGUACAUAUACAAGGUAGAAAGAAAUUGGCUAAAUUUUUUUGAAAAACGUUUUAAAUUAGUGUAAUAAAACGUGUAAGCCAUAGUAAGUAACGAGUAAGUAAAUCGAUGCACUGACCAAACAACCUGCAACCUGAUCCGGCUGCAACCCGCCCGACCUAUAACCUGAUCAACCUGUAAUCUAAUUAGCCGGCAACUUGCUUAAUCUGAAACCCAAAUGACCCGCAACCUGAUUGACCAGUAACCCGAUAAACCCAUAAUUCGAUGAACGUGCAACCUGAUAAUUGCGAACUCGACUAACUCAUAAUUAAUGAAUUCAAAAACCGAAUAACCUAUGAUUGAACCCAGCUCAAAACCGUCCGAUUGACACACACGCACACACACACACACACAUAUAUAUAUAGGGUUAAUUACAUGGUUGGUCACUGAAAUUACGAAAAGCGUUCAGGUUUGGUCACUACAAAUAUUUAAUUCCGUUCGUGGUCACUAAAAUUAAUCAAACGAUUCAAGUUUGGUCACUCUCCGUUACCAUCCGUCAACCUCCGUUAACGCCGUCAGUUUUUUGCUGACGUGGCUAACAGAAGUGCCUAAUAAGCUAAUUUUAACCCACAAAAUAAAAUCAGGCCCACCACCUCAUUAAAACCAGCCACAUAAGAAACCAACCCAAUCCAACCCAACCAUUGACCCGACCCUUCCUCUUGUUGACCCAACUGGAAAAAAAUCCCUCUUCUCUCAAAUCCCAAAUCAAAUCGCAAAGACACAUCGGUCUUCUUCCCAAAAAACUACUCCACGCCAGCCAACGACAACGUUUGCCAUCCGACCGUGUCCCGGACGUCGGUCUUCUUCAUAGCGUUGUAUAGCGUUGAGGACGGUGGAUCAAGCAAUGCGUGCUGUUGUUCAGAAGAAUAGUUGCCAUGAUUUCGGCAGCGGAGGCGGAGGAAGAGGGACAAGGGCGGCUGGAUUCGGAGGGAGAAGGAUAGUCGAGGAGACCGCCACCAAUUCUACCUCCACUUAUGCCUUACGGCGACCGAGAUUCGAGUUCUUUGCCGCCCGUCGAUGUGAGAUUCGAGUUCUUGGUCGAGCCCAAGUUUGCUUAUGUCAUGCUCUCUCUCUCUCUCUCUGUCUUCUUCUAUUCCCCUCUCCUGAUUCCUUUCUCUUUCCCUCUACAUUCUGAUCUUCUAAUGCUCCCCCAUCUUCCCUCUUCUUCUUCGUAUAUAACCCACGUCAGCAAAAAACUGACGACGCUAACGGAGGUUGACGGAAGGUAACGGAGAGUGACCAAAUUUGAAUCGUUUGAUUAAUUUUAGUGACAACGAACGGAAUUAAAUAUUUUUAGUGACCAAACCCGAAAGUUUUUAGUAAUCUCAGUGACCAACUAUGUAAUUAACCCUAUAUAUAUAUAUAUAUGGUGGCUACUUCGGUGCACUCACUUUUUUGGGUGCACUCAGUGCACCCAACUCUAAAAGCGUCCAUAAUACAUCAAAUUUUGAACUUUAAUUAGUACUCUCAAUAUAAUAUGAUGAUAUGACAUAGAAUCAUAACAAAUCAAUCCAUUGCCCUAACCCCUUAACAUUCAAUUUUGAAUCCCAACCCAAAAUCCCAAAUUGUAAACCUAAACCCUAACCCUAAAUCCCUAAAUCCUAAAUCCUUCGAAUUAAAGUAAAUUUUGAAUGAUUUUUUUUCAAAUUCAUGUGCUUCUUAUUCAUAAUAUCAUAAGCAACAAUUGUUACCGUUUUGACAUGAACCGCAUGGUCAAAAUGACAAUUAUGAGGAGGGUGUACUGAGUGCACCCGAAAAAAUGGGUGCACCGAAUACGGCACCAUAUAUAUGUAUAUAUAUAUAUAUAUGGUGCCUACUUCGGUGCACUCACAAAAAUGAGUUCGUUCAAUGCACCCAACUCAAAAACUAGUCUUAAGGUGUCGAAUUUUGAAUUCUAAGAUGUAGAAUUAGUGUAAUAUGAUGAUAUAACAUAUGAUAACAACUAAUUAGUGGAUAACCCUAAGCCCUAGACCUCCAAUUUUGAGUUCUAUCCGUAAACCCCAAAUUAUAAACCCUAACCCUAAUCCUAAAUCUCUAAACUCUAAUCCUUCAAAUUAAAGUAAAUCUUUAAUGGUUUUUUGUGCAAAUUCAUGUGCGUUAUUGUUCAUCACAUCAUAAGUGAUGAUUGACAUCAUUUUGACAUAAAUCGCAUGUUUAAAAUGACGGUUAUGAAGCGAGUGCACUGAAUGCACCCAAAAAAGUGAGUGCACCGAAGACGUCACCAUAUAUAUAUAUAUAUAUAUAUAUAUAUAUAUAUAUAUAUAUAUAUAUAUAUAUAUAUCUAGUCUAUCUAGACUACUUAUAAUACAUUUUAAAGAGUUUGAUUUGUUCGAUUUCAAAUUUCCUGCAACGAGAGUGAAAGUAGGAAGGGUAUUUUCGUCUACACAAUCAUUUUUUUAUUUAUAUAAAAAGAUAUCAAUGCUAGGAUUUGAACCAUGGUCUCUUCCACCAAUGACAAUAAUUGUAACCAAUUAGACUAGACACAUUUGUUGUACUUUAGUAAUACAAAACAUAGAGGAAGUUAAAAUUAUGAAAAACAAAGUACUUUUCUAUCACAGUUAGUUAGCCCGCUAAGUCUCCUAUAAGUAUUUUGUGGAGUUUGAUACUUCUAGUUUCAUAUUUUAAUAAUUAAUUUAUAAUUUUUUCUAACUUAUAAAUGAAGGAUAAUCUUAAAAUCUCAACACAAUUAUCAUUGGUUGGAAUAUUGCGAAUUAAAUUGAAGUGUUGAAUGAAGUGUUCAAUGACGAUAUAAGGACACUGGUACCAUACAUUUCAAGAUAAAUAAAAAUGACAAACACCGAUACCAAUUAUCUCGACAGUCUAUACUAAAAUUCAAAAUUAUUUAAUCAUUCAAUUUGAAUGAUAGUUUAGUCAAAUCAAGCAAAUAAUUCACGAUUGUGUAUGAACAAAAAUAAAAACAUAUGUAUUGUAUUAUGAAAAAUGUAUUUAUUUUAAAAAUCUAAAAAAACAAUCAAAACUUCCAUACGACCCCUUAUUUCAAUAAUGUAAUUAAUGAAAUAAUUUUUAUCAG